AUCUCAUAUUUUUUUCUAAAAGUCAAACUACAAUUUCGUGAUCUAAAUUUUAAUUUUCUUCUUAUAUUAAAUUGCUAAACACUUUGUUCCUGUUGUGAAAUGUCUGCUCCGCUAGAAAAUCUUGAAACCCAGUUGGAGAUGUUUAUUGAAAAUGUCCGCCAGAUACGAAUUAUUGUCAGCGACUUCCAGCCACAGGGUCAGAAUGUGCUGAACCAAAAGAUUCAAGGUCUAGUGACUGGUCUGCAGGAAAUCGAUAAGCUCAAAAACCAAGUACAAGAUGUUUUCGUCCCAUUCGAAGUAUUCGACUACAUUGACCAAGACAAGAAUCCUCAAUUAUAUACAAAAGAUUGCGUUGAAAAAGCAUUGGCUAAGAACGAGGAAGUUAAAGGCAAAAUUGAUGCUUAUCGCAAAUUUAAGGCCAAUAUGCUAUUAGAGUUAUUCAAAACGUUUCCGAAUGAAAUGAAUAUGUAUCGUGCAUACCGCCCGGAUUCUAUUUAAGUGUAUUAAGUGCAUAUGAAGGCGUUAUCUUCGUACGACUUUGUAAUUUUUGUAUAAGUUAAACAAAAAAUGUGUGUACAUUUAGAUAUAGUAUUUUAAUAAAUCCUAGCAUACAAA
Bactrocera tryoni is the source of this 615-nucleotide messenger RNA. RefSeq names its product mediator of RNA polymerase II transcription subunit 10 (gene MED10). Lineage: Eukaryota; Metazoa; Arthropoda; Insecta; Diptera; Tephritidae. The record is from RefSeq and is a predicted model, not a curated record. Gene Ontology annotation, cellular component: mediator complex; chromatin. The coding region runs from base 100 to 498 and encodes 132 amino acids. Gene Ontology annotation, molecular function: transcription coregulator activity. The transcript has 3 exons. Gene Ontology annotation, biological process: positive regulation of transcription by RNA polymerase II.